Mandrillus leucophaeus (drill) is the source of this 3643-nucleotide messenger RNA. It is a transcript of the gene DDX11, whose product is annotated as DEAD/H (Asp-Glu-Ala-Asp/His) box helicase 11. The record is from RefSeq and is a predicted model, not a curated record. Gene Ontology annotation, biological process: establishment of sister chromatid cohesion; nucleobase-containing compound metabolic process. Gene Ontology annotation, molecular function: ATP binding; DNA binding; DNA helicase activity. Gene Ontology annotation, cellular component: nucleus. The transcript has 28 exons. The coding region runs from base 335 to 3133 and encodes 932 amino acids. Lineage: Eukaryota; Metazoa; Chordata; Mammalia; Primates; Cercopithecidae.
UUUGGCCCAGCUAUGUUGAGCUUUUCAUGGAUUAUCUUACGUAGAUAAGACACUGCAGCAGACCUCACAACGGGAUAAAGUGAAGUAACUUCGGCUUGUGAAUGUGCAUUGCAGAGAAGUGGGAGAAGAAAGUAAUUAUAAGCAACACCCUAGAUCCUAGGGGUGCUUGUCUUUGAGAAGAGAGCUCUAAGCCUUUUGUAGAGGCAUUAGGAAGGUGUCGGAGCCACGGUGAAAUGGCAGGGGAGAUUCAGUUUAGGGGCUUUCCCGGUCUGCAUUCUGCUAGAGUCGUUCGUUACAUGUCGCUAGGUGGAUUGCAUGAUUCUGGUAUGGCCUCAUGCGGACCUGCAAAGGAUGGAAAGAACAAGGUCUCUGCUUCCCAGAAAAAUGUACAACCCAAGGAGAAAUUUGGUCCAUGGCUAAUGAAACACAGAAAGUUGGUACCAUCCAUUUUCCUUUUCCCUUCACGCCCUAUUCCAUCCAGGAAGACUUCAUGGCAGAGCUUUACCGGGUUUUGGAGGCUGGCAAGAUUGGGAUAUUUGAGAGUCCAACUGGCACUGGAAAGUCCUUAAGUCUUAUUUGUGGAGCCCUCUCCUGGCUCCGUGACUUUGAACAGAAGAAGCGUGAGGAAGAGGCACGACUCCUUGAAACUGGAACUGGCCCCUUACAUGAUGAGAAAGAUGAAUCCCUGUGUCUGUCGUCUUCCUGCGAAGGGGCCGCAGCCACCGCGAGGCCUGCUGGAGAGCCGGCCUGGGUGACUCAGUUUGUGCAGAAGAAAGAAGAGAGGGACCUGGUGGAUCGACUAAAGGCGGAGCAGGCCAGGAGGAAGCAGCGAGAAGAACGCCUGCAGCAGCUGCAGCACAGGGCGCAGUUCAAAUAUGCAGCCAAGCGCCUGAGGCAGGAAGAAGAAGAAACGGAGAAUCUCCUCCGCCUCAGCAGAGAGAUGCUAGAGACAGGCCCAGGGGCUGAGCGGCCGGAGCAGCUGGAGUCUAUGGAGGAGGAGCUGGUCCUUGCCGAAUACGAGAGCGACGAGGAGAAAAAGGCAGCGAGCGGAGUGGAUGAGGAUGAGGAUGACCUGGAGGAAGAACAUGUAACUAAGAUUUAUUACUGUAGUCGGACACACUCCCAGCUGGCCCAGUUUGUGCAUGAGGUGAAGAAGAGCCCCUUUGGCAAGGAUGUUCGGCUGGUCUCCCUUGGCUCCCGGCAGAACCUUUGUGUCAACGAAGAUGUGAAAAGCCUAGGUUCUGUGCAGCUUAUCAACGAUCGCUGUGUGGACAUGCAGAGAAGCAGGCACGAGAAGAAGAAAGGAGCUGAGGAGGAGAAGCCAAAGAGAAGGAGGCAGGAGAAGCAGGCGGCCUGCCCCUUCUACAACCACGAGCAGAUGGGCCUCCUCCGGGAUGAGGCCCUGGCAGAGGUGAAGGACAUUGAGCAGCUGCUGGCCCUUGGGAAGGAGGCCCGGGCCUGUCCCUAUUACGGGAGCCGCCUUGCCAUCCCUGCAGCCCAGCUGGUGGUGCUGCCCUAUCAGAUGCUGCUGCAUGCUGCCACUCGGCAGGCUGCGGGCAUCCGGCUGCAGGAACAGGUGGUGAUCAUCGACGAAGCGCACAACCUGAUAGACACCAUCACGGGCAUGCACAGCGUGGAGGUCAGCGGCUCCCAGCUUUGCCAGGCCCAUUCCCAGCUGCUGCAGUACAUGGAGCGAUACGGGAAGCGUUUGAAGGCCAAGAACCUGAUGUACCUGAAGCAGAUCCUGUAUUUGCUGGAGAAAUUCGUGGCCGUGCUGGGGGGGAACAUUAAGCAAAAUCCCAAUACACAGAGCCUCUCACAGACAGGGACAGAGCUGAAGACCAUCAACGAUUUUCUCUUCCAGAGCCAGAUUGACAACAUCAACCUGUUCAAGGUGCAGCGAUACUGUGAGAAGAGCAUGAUCAGCAGAAAGCUCUUUGGAUUCACAGAACGGUAUGGAGCAGUGCUCUCAUCCCGGGAGCAGCCCAAACUGGCUGGGUUUCAGCAAUUCCUGCAGAGCCUGCAGCCCAGGACGACUGAAGCUCCUGCAGCCCCCACAGACGAGAGUCAGGCUAGCGCCCCGCGACCAGCUUCCCCACUGAUGCACAUCGAAGGCUUCCUGGCAGCUCUCACUACAGCCAACCAGGACGGCAGGGUCAUCCUGAGCCGCCAAGGCAGCCUCAGUCAGAGCACCCUUAAGUUUUUGCUCCUGAAUCCAGCUGUGCACUUUGCCCAAGUGGUGAAGGAGUGCCGGGCAGUGGUCAUUGCAGGGGGGACCAUGCAGCCGGUGUCUGACUUCCGGCAGCAGCUGCUGGCCUGUGCCGGGGUGGAAGCUGAACGCGUGGUGGAGUUUUCCUGUGGUCACGUGAUCCCUCCAGACAAUAUCCUGCCCCUUGUCAUCUGCAGCGGGAUCUCCAACCAGCCACUGGAAUUCACGUUCCAGAAAAGAGAGCUGCCUCAGAUGAUGGACGAGGCGGGUCGCAUCCUCUGUAACCUGUGCAGUGUGGUUCCUGGAGGGGUGGUCUGUUUCUUCCCCUCCUACGAGUACCUGCGCCAGGUCCAUGCCCACUGGGAGAAGGGUGGCCUGCUGGGCCGCCUGGCUGCCAGGAAGAAGAUAUUCCAGGAACCUAAGAGCGCGCACCAGGUGGAGCAGGUGCUGCUGGCGUAUUCCAGGUGCAUUCAGGCCUGUGGCCAGGAGAGAGGCCGGGUGACGGGGGCCCUUCUCCUCUCUGUUGUUGGAGGAAAGAUGAGUGAAGGGAUCAACUUCUCUGACAACCUAGGCCGGUGUGUGGUGAUGGUGGGCAUGCCCUUCCCCAACAUCAGGUCUCCAGAGCUGCAGGAGAAGAUGGCCUACUUGGAUCAAACCCUCCCCAGAGCCCCAGGCCAGGCGCCCCCAGGGAAGAAUCUGGUGGAGAACCUGUGCAUGAAGGCCGUCAACCAGUCCAUAGGCAGGGCCAUCAGGCACCAGAAGGAUUUUGCCAGCAUAGUGCUCCUGGACCAGCGAUACGCCCGGCCCCCUGUCCUGGCCAAGCUGCCAGCCUGGAUCCGAGCCCGUGUGGAGGUUAAAGCUACCUUUGGCCCUGCCAUUGCUGCUGUGCAGAAGUUUCACCGGGAGAAGUCGGCCUCUUCCUGAUGGGCAGCCACACCACCGCCUGGCGCCGCGCCCUUCCUUUGCCCUGCCUGCUGGAGACAGUAUUUGUCGUGGGCCUGGUCUACAGGGAUCCUGUUACAAGGGUGAAACCCGGGAGGAGAGUGUGGAGUCCAGAGCGCUGCCAGCGCCCAGGCACGGGCAUUAGCCCUGUAGGAGAAAAUGGGGGAAUCCUGAAGAAACAGUGGGUCCUGGCUGGCCUUGGGGCAUUCCAGGGCAGCUCCCCUCCUGGCACAGAAUCUUCCUUUCCAUCCUGCAUGGCUGAGAGCCAGGCUUCCUGCCUAGUCUCCACAGGAGGCUGUGGCGACUGUGGCAUCCACUGUGGCAUCUCCAUCCUGCCCACCUUCUUAAGAGUUGAGAUAGAGCAGGCCUGUUUGCCUCUGCCGUUUCUAGCCAAGGUUAACUGCCCUGGACUGCUCAUCCUCUGGUCUCAAUUUAAAAUGAUCCCAUGGCCGCAGGGCUCCUGCCCAGGGCUUGUCACCUUCCCCUCCUUCU